GUAACGGAUGAUGGCGUUGUAGCACUAGUGAGUGGAACAUGCUCAAAGAAUUUGAAGGAGAUCCACAUGGAACGCUGUGUGAAUCUGACUGAUGUUGCUGUGGAAGCAGUCCUCACUUGUUGUCCGGAGAUAAACAUUUUUCUGUUCCAUGGUUGCCCGUUGAUAACAGAUCGUUCCCGCGACUUUUUAGAGCAGCUAGCCAUAUCCAAAAAAAUGAAGCAAGUAACAUGGACUGUUUACUGA
This is a messenger RNA of Mesitornis unicolor (brown roatelo), 243 nucleotides long. Its product is annotated as protein AMN1 homolog. The transcript has 3 exons. The record is from RefSeq and is a predicted model, not a curated record. The annotation marks the transcript as partial. NCBI's taxonomy places the organism in Eukaryota, Metazoa, Chordata, Aves, Mesitornithiformes, Mesitornithidae.